UCAAACCAAAAUGGCGAAAAGUUUGAGAUCGAAAAGAAAACGAAUGUUACGCCGACAGAGAAGAGARAAGUACAAAGUAAAAGAAAAGGAGAGGCUUCUUCAGACAUUAGGCAUAAGUGGAUCCGAUAAAGACACAGAGAUGGCUGGUAACAGCGGAGUGAAAGACCAGUACAUAGACAACAACACAGAUAAAGAAGAACAAAAGCACGUGCAGCAAAACUCAAAUGAAGACAUUGAAAUGGACCAAGAUGAUGCAAAACAAAAGAAAAGUGGCAAGAUUAGAGUUGAUAGAAAACAACUCUUGAAAAGACUAGGGAAAAAGAAACACAUCAAAAAGAAAAACAAGAUAUGUAAAUGGUGACAGGAAAUUCACAAA
This is a messenger RNA of Exaiptasia diaphana, 376 nucleotides long. RefSeq lists its product as uncharacterized. Bases 11 to 361 code for a protein of 116 amino acids. NCBI's taxonomy places the organism in Eukaryota, Metazoa, Cnidaria, Anthozoa, Actiniaria, Aiptasiidae. The transcript has 2 exons. The record is from RefSeq and is a predicted model, not a curated record.